Tremella mesenterica DSM 1558 is the source of this 4212-nucleotide messenger RNA. RefSeq lists its product as uncharacterized. The record is from RefSeq and is a predicted model, not a curated record. NCBI's taxonomy places the organism in Eukaryota, Fungi, Basidiomycota, Tremellomycetes, Tremellales, Tremellaceae. The transcript has 2 exons. The coding region runs from base 1 to 4212 and encodes 1403 amino acids.
AUGUCGAUGACACAUCCACCACCUUAUAUUCACACACAUCAUCCUCGACGUGGUUCUCUCACUCCGAUAGGAUUACAUGUCAUCUCACCCGUUCCACCAGCAGUCGCCACUCCUUAUGGUCCAGUCUUCACUUCCAUUUCACCGAUAAGAAAUGUAGUUUUCAGUCCACCAGGUCUUCCGAUGGAAAUGAGUCCGUCACCUGGGAGAAGAGAAUCCACCACAAGUUCAAAUUCUACUCUCACUCAAACACGACCUUUCAUUUCUACACCACAACCCUUCUCUCCUCCAUGUAACAGAGAGAGAAGAAGAUCUUCUCUUUUCCCAACAGCACCAAGUCCUUCCAGUUAUACUCCUUAUCCUCUCGGAUUUGAUGCUCAACCUCGUCGCGCAUCCCUUACUCCUUCAAUUCCCAAGCUUGUCCCACCAUCGCAAACCCCCGCACAUGCCAAAGGACGCGUCAACUUACGACCGACCAGUAGUGACGGCAACGAGGGUCGUGUAGGACAAGCAAGGAACUCGAAAGCCUUAAACCCUCUUACUGGCGAGAAAUUGGAAGACGAGUUUGGUCGUCGUGGUAGUUUACCACAAUUGCAUUUACAUCAUGGCACGUGGAGCGGACCCCCUCAGAGAAUCUGGAAUCCCUCGCUCGCACCUCAACGCGGAAGCUUCGGUGAUGAAGGAGCUUUACCAAACGAAGAUUAUAAAUUCGGGAGUAUUCCUCAUGAACCUUCUGCCGCUACCGCUGCUCUCAGAGCUAUCGCACCUACCAAAUCAAGAGGACCAAGAGCUCAAGACGUCUUUCAACAGACAGAGGAAGCAGAAGCAGAGAGACAACGUAAAGCUUUUAUCGCGGCCACGUUCGGAGAUGAUGGAAGAAGAGCGAGGGCUAGGUUGAGCCUGGGUGGAUCACAUCACACUUCAUCAGGGGGAAGUCCGGGUAGUCCACGGAGACCAAGUUUGAUGUUAUGGGAACGACUCGGUAUGGUUUCCCUCAAAGGAACUGAGGAAGGAUCGGUUUCCGCACCGGCUAUCAACCUCAUAGCUCCUCCCGAUCCGCCGCCGGAGGAAAUGAUACCAAGACGAGGCAGUUUACCAAUCGCCAUACCGAUCAUGGGUGGGAAUAUCGGAAGGAAUAAUUCCAGACGUUCAGCAAGAGCACAGGAGAUGGACAUCUCACGAACAUCACCUGGGGAGAGUGAUGCGGAAGACGAAGAGACGCCAGAUUCGGAAGAAAUGUUAAGGGAUGAGAAUGACUCGUCGAAUAAUCUGACACGACCAUUACCUCCUUUACUUCCCCUUUCCGACCCUGGUCCUCGUCAUCUUCCAUCCACGUUAGCGCUUCACAGAGCAACCCACCUUUUACAUUCACGAAAUCUUCAAUCUGUUCCUCUGCCACAUCCUCUCCCACCAUCACUUCAUCCUCCCGCUCCUGUCGAUCUGACGGAAUUCGACAUCGAUUUCAUCCUGGCUGGAUCUCUGUCACAACUAGGUGACGAAACGCAAAUGAAUCAACCAGUCGACAUCCUGCAUCCUCGCGAACCUUUGGCCGAAAUGCCUACUCCGACCUUGAAACUAGGAGCCGACGAAGAAGAUAGUUUCGCCCGAUUUGUAGGUAAAUUCGACGAUGAAUAUGGAGAUCGAAGAGGAGAAUGGACAUUCAGAAUAUGUUCUUCUCCUCCUGAUUCCUUUCAUUUCACAUCUCUCGAUCCUGCCGAUCCCCAAACCAAAACUAUCAGAUCAGAAUGGGAAGCUCCCAGUGCUGGGAAAUAUCAACUUUUCUCUAAUGGAGAAGUCCGUUCUAUCCAGACUGGAUCCAUUUGGCGUGUGCGAAGGACUCAAAGUAGGGAAUACGAACUGGAACAAAUUCAACGUGGUGUCGUUCCUGUUCAAAAUACCUCCAUUCUGACGGCCAUCAGACCGACGAUUAUCGUCUCGAACGACGGGUACGUUCUGACAGGAAAAGCGACACAUAAAGAAUAUGGAGGAGCUAAAUCUCGAACUUUCACCAGAGAUUCAAUGGAGUAUCCUUUCAACAAUAUCCGUUCUCACCCCAAUACCGGAUCACCAGGACGGUUGAGAGUGAGUAUAUCGGAAGCUUCUCCUUCUGGACGAACAAACAGAAUCGGGUCGACAGAUUACACUUUGGGUACUUCGACAGGUGGUAGGAUGUUAUCAUCUAGCGUACCUUUGACAGGAACGAUGGCCAUGCUCAUGCCUAAGAAAAAGAGACGACCUUCGAAAGAUGUACUAGGGGAAGGGCAAAGAAGAGGUAGAGAAGAUGCGACGGAAGAUAGACCUAGGAAAGCCUCUACGUCAGGUAAUAACAUGAGGUCUAAAUCGAAAGAUCGAGAUAAACAAGAUCGUAAUGCUAAAUUGAAAGAUGGAGAAAGAGUAGAACAAGAUUCCAAAUUCAGAGAUGGGGAGAAAGUGGAGGAUGACAAAAACAAGAAGGAAAAAAUCGGUUUCUUUAGAAAAGGAAUAAUGGCAAGUAUAAAAUCAUCUUCUUUCGUAACUUCUUUCGAAGAGCGUAAAAUUCAAAAAGAAGAGAAAGAAAGGGAAAGGGAGAAAGAAAAGAUGCAAUCUCAAUCUUGGGGAGGUUAUACUGUUCAUCAUACUCCUACGUCAAAUUGGUCAAGUAAACAAAACCAAGUUGAUCUUUCUAGACAACCUACCAAUAUUCCGAAAAUGGGUAUGGAACUCGACCCGAAUCAUCCGUUCGCUCCUAGUCUUCCCAAAUCGACUGGUAUCCGGCAAUCACCAAAAACGACACUUUCGAAUCUUCCUAAUUCCACUGAUUCUAGACAAUCAAAAAUGACACAGGAUCAGGUGGAUGGUCGGCGUUUGAUCAGAGCUAGGAGUAGACCACCAUUACGGGUUGGAGGGCAAACUACAUCCAACGUAGUGUCGACUAUUGUCGGCGUUGCACAAGUGGGUCAAGUUGGACUAAUAGGACAUCUUGGAUCAGGAGCACAAACACAACAACUUGGAGUUUCAGCUUCAAAAGGUCCAGAAAGAGCUUUCAGUUCAUCCGCCAUUUCAGCCAGUACGUUCAGCUCCAGCAAUACAGAAGAUCGCCAUCCCGGAAGUCUUGGUACGACAGUGGAAGAAGAAAGACAAAGUACUUUACAUACUUCUGAUAACGAAUCUGGAUAUAGAGAAGGGAAAGGAUGGAAAGGUGUACCUGAAGAUGCUGUGGCGAUGAUUAUUCCUAUCGAGGAGACUCCUACUGUUUCUCCCACUUCCGAAGGAUUGGUCACAGAUACGACAACUUCGGCCUUUGGAAUUUCUGUCAAUCCUCUUCAUGAAGAUGAUAGACCUGCUCUUUCCUCCAUGACUUCGACAAUCUCGAACAAUAUACUCCUUGACAAUGGUCCUGACAUACCUCUUCCUCCCAGUACCUUCAACUCUACUCCCAAGAUACCUUUACCUCUCAAGACUGAAAAACAUACCAAACAAGCUUUAUUGGUAUGGUAUGUCCCCUUCAACUCUACCGACGAUGUACCUCCUCCAUCACACCCUAUUCCUCAAUCUUCUCCCAGUCUUCCUUCUACACCCCGAAUGACAGAACCGACUCAACUUUCCUCUUUACCUAAAUUCCAAAAACUGUUAAGAAGGCGAACUAGUAAAGAUCAAUUCCGACAUUCUUCAGCCCCGACUCCUUCCAACAUUUUCACUUCCACACCUUCUAAACCGAAACAAAAUAUGGAAAAAGAUAGAUAUCUACCUCGAUCAGAUUCUGAAUCAUCAAUAAAACAACUCCAACCUCUUCCAUUCAGAUCAUUCAGGAUAGUAGCGAGAGUUGUCGAUUUGGUAGAUUUAAAUUCUGAACCUAUCAAAUCUGAAUCAACAGAUCUUUUCAUUGAAUCAAACGAUAUUCAUCAACUAAAGUCAUCAAGGAGCCCGGAAAAGGAUCUUGUGAAAGAAACAUAUGAAGGAGGAAUGAAUAUUGGAUCUGAUGGAGAUGAAAGGAUAAAUGCAAUAACAGCAGGAAGAAGUUUCCCAACUGUCAUAGCUGUUUGUCAUUCUAGAUCUCAAGGAGUCGAAUUCGUUUUGGAAGGUUUGGAUAGAUUGGGGUUUUGUAAUGGUGAAAGUGCCUGGGGACCUACUGGUUAUGAAGAAUGGAGAGGAAGUGGUUUGAGUGAAAAGGGAAGAGAAUUGGUGGACGUUUUAUGGGCUGGAUGUACGGGUCUUAUGGGUUUGAUGGGUGUUUGA